CGGCCGGCGCGGGCCAGAUCGCGCGUUCCGCGGAGCCGUGGCAGGCAGCAUGGAGGGCGGGCGGCGCAGGGAGGCCGCGGCGGCCGCGGUGACGGGGGACGGGCCCGCGCCCCCGCCCGUGUUCACCCUGGAGGAGGUGGGGACACACAACUCCAACCGYGAGGCCUGGCUGGUGAUCCACGGCCGCGUCUACGAUGUCACCCGGUUCCUGGAGGAGCACCCAGGUGGAGAAGAAGUGUUGCUYGAACAAGCUGGCAGAGAUGCCACGGAGAGCUUUGAAGAUGUGGGGCAUUCCUCRGAUGCCAGGGAAAUGCUCAAGCAGUACUACAUUGGGGAGCUCCACCCGAAUGAUCGGAAAAAGGAAGGUUCUAAGAAUCCGAGUACGACAUCCUCAGGCCAAGCAAGUUUCUGGUCAACAUGGCUGAUCCCCAUCUUCGGAGUGCUGGUCUUAGGUUUAAUGUAUCGUUAUUAUAUGGUGGAUGGGAAAAGCUCCUGAGCUGGCCUUGCUGGGGCCUCAGACAGCCUGAAAAGAGGGAGAGAGAGUGUAUGUGUGCAACAUGUGGAGUUCUGCUGCCCUUAACCUUCCUGCCUUGCUUUUAGCUCUGAAUCUGUCAGGUGAUGUUGAUAUCCAUGGGACCAAGCUAAUUCCAAACUCUGUCCUAACUCUGGGACCCACAGACCUGUUGUACUUCCCUCUUGCAGUGGCAGGGAAGGAGGAACUUCUGGUAUUCCCUAACAUUGGUGUGGUGUCCCUCAUGCUCUCUCUCUCGCUCUCUCUUGCUCUCUGACAUAACCCCCAGACAACCUUUUUCUCUCAAUGCCUUUGCGUUAAGCCAGACACCAUGAAAGAGCUGCCCUAGGCCUGUGGCUCUGCCUCAGCCCUUCACACAGCUKAGAAUCAUCUGCCAGUUUUCUUCAGCCCUUGCCAGAAACGAUGUCUGGAGCUUUGGUUCUGCAGGAACAUUCCCAGGGCGUGCAGGCAACACUAAUUGGAGCAGCGGGGAAUUGUUAGCGUGGCCACCUCUUUCUGUACCUGUCUGUUUUUAACGGUUAAACAAAUACAUGGAUUUUAAAAGUGA
Molecule: messenger RNA, 1079 nt
Organism: Malurus melanocephalus (red-backed fairy wren)
Lineage: Eukaryota; Metazoa; Chordata; Aves; Passeriformes; Maluridae
Product: cytochrome b5
Exons: 5
Coding region: 50-496 (148 amino acids)
Cellular component (GO): intracellular membrane-bounded organelle; mitochondrial outer membrane
Molecular function (GO): heme binding
Source: RefSeq, a predicted model, not a curated record